Molecule: messenger RNA, 501 nt
Organism: Oppiella nova
Lineage: Eukaryota; Metazoa; Arthropoda; Arachnida; Sarcoptiformes; Oppiidae
Source: the annotation of a GenBank genome assembly
GACACCGACGGCUCGUUCAUCGAGGAGUUGAUUAAGAACUAUGACGGCAAAGUGCACGGAGACAGGGAUAGCAGUUUUGUCACCGACGAGGUGUUCGUCGAUUUGGUCGAAGCCCUCAAAUCCCCGCAAAAGAGCUCUUCUAAUAGUGAGACCAUCGAUGAGGAGAACACCGCUAAUGGUGUCAAACGAGAUAAACAGAUCAUUCUUCGGAGCGAACGCUCGACCACUGCUACCCAAAUGACUCGAAUUCAGACAAAAAUCGCUCCGAAUAUGAUAUAUCACGCGAUCGCUGCUGUCUUUACAGAUAAGGGAACUCCUGAAGAAUUGGAGGAAAAAUACCAAGAAUUGGUACUAAAGCGAGAGACAGGAGCCACACAACCACUCGAGUCGACUCCUAAUAUCGAUGGAAACAAUACUCAGUCUUAUCCUCGGGAACAGACUAUGCAUUCAUUCCAUACACUCUUCUGUCGGCGAUGUUUCAAAUACGACUGCUUUCUUCAC